CUGUAUUGGUCAACUGCUUCAAUUGCCAAUCGAUCAAUUAUCCAGGUGCCAUGUAAGCCCUCGAGAUGGGGGAGGAUGUCGGUAAACAUACCUCUCGAGAGUAUUCCAAAGUUGGCCGGACACGUCAGUCUUUGGGCAAUCCCGUACUGGACAACAUGGCGACCCAACUGUUAAACAACGACCUGUUUCUGAACGUGAUCAGGAAGGCCCGGAACGAUCCGUCGAUCGUCCUCUGCCAUGGGUGCAGACUUCGGUCUGAUGGCGAGCACUGCGAUCGUGGUGGGUUUGAGUCGUACAAGACUGCAAUUCACUUCCGAUCGAGCAGGUACCAGCAGGAACAGGCCGUCAACUUGACGGUGAAGAUCGGUGCUGGAGGAUCUAGCGAGGAAGAUUCGCAGGAGGUCAGACUGUAUGGAGAAGUGCUGCCUGCAAUGGCUAAGGUGUUGAAAGAAGCUGGGAUCGAUCUACAGUAUCCAAGAUUGAUCCAUGCAUCCAACAAACCUAAUACGGUUCUGAUAUUGGAAGACAUUCAAUCUCUUGGAUGGAUGAAAACGAAUCAAACGUUUGCAACUUUUGAGGAUGUUCUACCGGUUAUUCAAAGCAUAGCUGAGUUGCACGCGGUGUCGUACUUCUUACAUCAAACGUCUACCGAUCUCUCCUGCUACGACGCAUCGUCUGGCAUCGACACCUCAAUCGAAAGCAAGUUUGAGUCCAUCUCCAACGAAAUUAAAUCAUGGAAAAACUGCGAGGAAAUCGCCUCAAAGUUUGAAGCCUUAAAAUCUUCGUCAAAAGCCAAGCUUGCACAAGUCUUCGCGCCAGUUCCCAAAGGCACCGGAUACAACGUGCUGAACCACGGAAACCUCCAGCGGCAAUGCUUGCGCUUCAAGCCGUCCGCUGGGACGAUGCUGACCGAUUACCGUUGCCACUGGGGCUCUCCGGCUAUCGAUUUGAUCUGUCUGUUGGAUAAGAUUGUGACACCUGCGCUGAAGGCAACCCAUCGGCGGGAGAUUGUGUACGCGUACUAUCAGCACUUUGUGCAAAUUUUGGACGCGAUCGGAUAUCUUGGGGUUGUUCCGAGGUUGGUCGAGCUGCAAAUGGAGCUGCUGAGGAAGGGGUUUUUGGAAGUCUUCCAUGAAGUUGAACGAGCUGGCACAGGAUCGGAUUUGAUUAACGGUCACUCAGAGCCGAGCGGUUUUCCAGGUCAUGAUCAUAUGAAACAUUUAUUUCAUCAUGAGUUUUUACAUAAAGGGUUGUUAGGUUAAAAUAAAUCAAAUUAUGC
This is a messenger RNA of Culex pipiens pallens (northern house mosquito), 1279 nucleotides long. RefSeq lists its product as uncharacterized. The record is from RefSeq and is a predicted model, not a curated record. NCBI's taxonomy places the organism in Eukaryota, Metazoa, Arthropoda, Insecta, Diptera, Culicidae. The coding region runs from base 66 to 1262 and encodes 398 amino acids. The transcript is spliced from 4 exons.